This is a messenger RNA of Prosopis cineraria, 1887 nucleotides long. Its product is annotated as nuclear pore complex protein NUP50A-like. Lineage: Eukaryota; Viridiplantae; Streptophyta; Magnoliopsida; Fabales; Fabaceae. Bases 299 to 1642 code for a protein of 447 amino acids. Gene Ontology annotation, cellular component: nuclear pore; cytoplasm. Gene Ontology annotation, biological process: intracellular transport. The record is from RefSeq and is a predicted model, not a curated record. Gene Ontology annotation, molecular function: GTPase activator activity. The transcript has 2 exons.
CCCUGUAGAGAAAUCGAAACUGAGCUGUUCGUCCUUCCUCUUCCAUACCUUGAGUUGAUUUUUUUUCUUUCAAUUAAAAAUCAAAAUUUAUCCGUUUUCUCUCUGAUCCUUUUUUUUCUCUCUCUAUCCAAAAGCUUCUCUGCCUCUCCCUCCAAGUCCUAAGAAUACGAACAGCUCGUCCAGCCGGAUUAUCUGGGUCCUAGCUUCUCCUUGUUUCCUAUUGUCUUUCUCCUGUUGAUUUUCUCUGAUUUGACAACAGAUCAGUUCUCAAGCUGUAGAUUGCUGAUUUCUUUCAUCAAUGGGAGAAGCUGAGAAUGCUGUUCCACCUUCAAAGAAAAGGGCUGCUGGAAGAGAGCUCUGUCGAGACACUCCUAUUGAUGAGGAGGAAGAUACCGCAGGGCUUGAAUCUGGAACUUUCAAGAGGGCCAGUGAUGAGGUUCUUGCAACCAGGAGAAUUGUCAAAGUUCGCCGCCAACAGCAUAGUUCUGUCCUAUCUUCAAAUCCUUUUGCUGGAAUACGUUUGGUUACUCACACCGAAUCUAGUGCUAAUCCUGCUGAGACUACUACUGAAGCAUAUUUGGCCAGUGAAAGCACCACUGCAGAUAAUACAAAAGGUGCUGAUUGUAUAACCAAGGAUUCUGGAAAGAGUAGAGAUGGGGAUGAUAAUCAGUCUGAGAUCAGAAUUAGUGAGGUGGAGGAUCAAAAUGCUAGAAAUAAGGAUGCUCCGGAAGAAAGCACUGAAAAGGAGUAUACGGUAGAGGAGAAUGUCAAUAAUAAACCUGACGUGGAUAAUGACCAAAGUAAGAAUGGCAAUAACAAUGAAAAUGAGGAUACUUGUAUGAGAGGCAGGAAAAGUGCUAGUGACUUAGAUAGAGAAAACGCUGAACAUGACAAUGAUACUGAAACAGAUUAUAAGAAAGGUAAAGAAGUUGAAAGUGGAGAGCCCAACGCAGAAAGUGGCCAUUUUAAGUCAUUUCAACAACUUUCAAGCAGCCAAAAUGCCUUCACAGGUCUUGCUGGCACUGGAUUUUCUUCUUCAUCAUUUUCUUUUGGGUCUGUAUCAAAUGACGGUUCUGCUUCUGCUUGUAUUUUCGGAACAAACAAUGGAAAGCCUUUUGGUCUAGGUUUAUCCAGCAAUGGGAGUUCUGUAUUUGGGGUGUCUACAAGCUCAGUUGCUUCUACGAGUGAUGGAAGUGGCCUUUCAAAGACGCAGGAAGUUGCGGUUGAAACUGGUGAAGAAAAUGAGAAAGUGGUUUUUAAUGCAGAUUCUGUAUUAUUUGAAUUUGUGGAUGGAAAUUGGAAGGAAAGAGGAAAAGGGGAAGUGAAGGUCAAUGUUACUUCAGUUGGAACAGAAAAAGCCAGACUUCUUAUGAGGUCAAGGGGAAAUUUCAGGUUGAUUUUGAAUGCUCGCCUUUAUCCUGAUAUGAAGCUAACAAAUAUGGAAAAGAGAGGGGUUACUUUUGCCUGCAUGAACAGUGCCAAUGAUGGGACGGAUGGUCUCUCAACUUUUGCUUUGAAGUUCAAAGAUGGCUCCAUCGUUGAAGAGUUUAAACUUGCUAUCAUGGCGCACAAUGACAAAGGUGAGGCGUCUAGAGGUCUAAAGAACCCAGAAAAUUCGCCUUCUGACAGGGACAAAAACUAGGGAAAAUUUCUUAGGUAUCUGUUAUUAAAUUUUUAAUAAAAUAGAGACUGGUUUUGGGUUAUCAAGUCAUGUGUGCAGUGAUGAGCUUUGGAUAAUAGAUAUCCACAUGUUAUAGGUAGUCUGUAUUUUGUCAUAGCAGAUCCAUGUUUUAUGGGGUCAAAAUUGUCUAUAUAUAUUAUAUACAUAUAAGAACUUUACAAGUACACUUUUUAUGAGACAUGAACAUAAGGGCUCAUUUCUAUGGU